AUGCCCGUCGUCAAGGGAGGCGUGUGGACCAAUAUCGAGGACGAGAUCCUCAAGGCCGCUGUCAGCAAGUAUGGCCUCAACCAGUGGGCGCGUGUGUCGUCGCUGCUGGCGCGUAAGACGCCGAAGCAGUGCAAGGCGCGAUGGAACGAGUGGCUGGACCCCAGCAUCAAGAAGAUCGAAUGGAGCCGCGAGGAGGACGAGAAACUGCUUCACCUGGCAAAACUUAUGCCAACGCAAUGGCGCACUAUUGCCCCGAUCGUCGGUCGUACUGCCAACCAGUGUCUCGAGCGCUACCAGAAGCUCCUCGAUGAGGCCGAGCAGCGCGAAGCGUCCGAACUGGGCUUGACGGGCCCCGAUGGCGGCGAAACUCGUGCCCCGACUGCCGAAGACGUCAGAAAGCUGCGGCCGGGCGAAAUUGACCCAGAUCCCGAGACGAAGCCCGCCCGUCCCGACACGAUCGACCUCGACGAGGAUGAGAAAGAGAUGCUGAGCGAAGCCCGUGCCCGUCUGGCCAAUACUCAAGGCAAGAAGGCCAAGCGGAAAGCCCGCGAGCGGCAGCAGGAGGAGUCGAGACGUCUGGCUGCGUUGCAGAAGCGCCGCGAGCUCAAGACGGCCGGCAUCAAUAUCAAGAUCACGACCCGGAAGAAGGGCCAGAUGGAUUACAACGCCGACAUCCCCUUUGAGAAGAAGCCGGCUCCCGGAUUCUACGACACGACUGAGGAGAUUGCUCGCAACGAGUGGCAGCGUGCCCAUUUCGACCCUAAGAAGCAGCAAGUGGGCAACAAGCGCAAGAGCGACGAGGAGGAAGAGGCCGAGCGCAAGAAGAGGAAGAACAACAAGGAUGGGCCUUCGGCAUCUCUUCAGGCGGCCCUCAAGGCUGGCCAGAUGCAGAAGCUGCGUGAAGCCGAGCAGAGCAGCAAGCGGAAGCCUCUGAUACUUCCCGCUCCGCAGGUCAGCGACAGCGAGCUGGAUGAGAUCGUCAAGAUGGGCAUGAUUGGCGAGCGGGCCAGCGCCAUGGCUCGCGAGAGCGAGAACGACGCUACUCGUGGGCUUGUCGGUAAUUACUCGACCCUAAACACUGGCGCGCCGAUCCGGACACCAAGGGCUCCUGCCCAAGAAGACCAUAUCGCCAACGAGAUCCGCAACAUCAAGGCUCUUACCGAGACGCAGUCGUCACUGCUCGGCGGCGAGAACGCUCCCUUGGCCGAAGGUGCCGGGACGACAGGCUUCGAGUCGGUCGUCCCCAAGAAGCAAGUUGUAUCUACACCCAAUCCGCUCGCAACUCCGCUGCGCCAAGGGCCCAAUGGCGGAGCGACGCCGCUGCGGCCCGGGCAAACACCUCUGCGGACGCCCCGCGAUACCUUCUCUCUUAAUGCCACCGAUGGCGUGUCAAUGGAGCAUGCUCUCCGGCAGCAGCUGAAGCAGAAGCUCGCAGCGCUGCCGAAGCCGAAGGAGACAGAGUGGGAGCUCGAGCUUCCCGAGGAGAAACAGGAGCCUAAGACACAAGAGGAGCUGGAGGAAGAUGCCGCUGACCGGGACCGGCGCGAGCGGGAGCUCCGCGAGGCCCGCGAGCUGGCUGAGCGCCGGAGACGUACCCAGGUCAUGCAGCGUGAGUUGCCACGGACAGCUGUUGUCGAUAUAGACGCUUUGCUCCGUGCAGCGGACGAGAUCGAGGACCCUGCGCGGGCCCUGGUCGCCCGUGAGGCUGCCCUACUUAUGGCUCAUGAUGCUGCCAAGUACCCGUUGCCGGGUGCUCCGCCGGGAGUCAAGCCGGUCGAGAUCCCACGGUUCAGCGAUGACGAACUUGCCGAGGCCAGGUUACAGAUAUUGAUGGAGAUGAAGGAGAAGCCUGCGCCAGAGGUAGUUCACGCUAUCUGGAACAGGCGGGAGGAGAAUCUUAAUGCCCUUAGGCUAGGCCUGGGAUACUACGACUCGGACAGUGAGGAUGGGGAGGAUGACGUGGCUAACAUAAGAGCAACUCUCGAGGCUGCCCUUGACCGCCUCAUGGCCUCUGCGGAGAAAGGCAACAAGCUCGAGAAGAAGCUCAACCUGCACCUCGGCGGGUACAAGAACCGAGCUGAGAUGCUGCGCAAGAAGCUCGGCGAGGCGCACGCGGCCCUGGAAAAGGCGCGCAACGCGUUGGCCGGCUUCCAGGUACUACGGGCGUCCGAAGAGCAAGCUAUCCAGCGGCGUUUAGAGGCGCUACGGGCCGAGGUUGCCUUCGUCAGCACCCGCGAGCGUAAGGCCCAGGAGUUAUACAGAAAGUUACGGGACGAGUUGGAGGAGUUGAGGCUUGAACAAGCGUAA
Messenger RNA from Thermochaetoides thermophila DSM 1495, 2307 nucleotides. RefSeq names its product putative pre-mRNA splicing protein. The record is from RefSeq and is a predicted model, not a curated record. The transcript has 2 exons. Gene Ontology annotation, cellular component: spliceosomal complex; Prp19 complex. The coding region runs from base 1 to 2307 and encodes 768 amino acids. NCBI's taxonomy places the organism in Eukaryota, Fungi, Ascomycota, Sordariomycetes, Sordariales, Chaetomiaceae. Gene Ontology annotation, biological process: mRNA splicing, via spliceosome.